This is a messenger RNA of Acaulospora morrowiae, 786 nucleotides long. Lineage: Eukaryota; Fungi; Glomeromycota; Glomeromycetes; Diversisporales; Acaulosporaceae. The record is from the annotation of a GenBank genome assembly.
CAUGAAAUUGACAGAUGUUAUCCAGGAUUUGUGUGCCCCAUAUGUCGAGGCUCUGCAGAUCUCGAUGCACCAAUUGAAAAUGUCCCUGGUUGGGAAUUGCUGGCCGAACAAGAAGAGGCGGCGAAAAAGGAUGCUGAAGAAUCCACGAGUACUAAGAGAGAACAAACCAUAAAACAAACGACCAGAAACGAAAAUCAAAGUACGCGCCCACAGAAGUCAUCACAAAACAACACUUCUCAAUUAAUCGAAGAUCAACCUAGUUCAAUUGGUGGUCGUUCACCUACCGUAGCACCUAAUUCUCUUGCAAUGUCAAUACCAGGAAAUAAAAAGACACAAAGCCUACCUGAAGAAGAAGGAGAUGAUCCAAACAUAAUGCUUGGAAAAACAUUAUCAUCAAGUACGCCAUUGAUUCCUGGAAUGAGUUUAAUUGACGAGGGAAUUGACAGUGGUCUAUCAUCACCCACAAAUCAACACCAUCACUUACUUCGAGAGCAAGAUGAAUCAUCGAGGCUGGGAGAAAUCACCGAAGAAGAUGAGUGCUCGAUGAGUUCAUCAUCAUUGAAUCCAUCGGGUCAAAAUCAAAUUCAUCAGACAUCCUCCUUCCAAGAACCGAGUUUGUCUUCAGCGAGUGCAAGUGACGAUGAUGAUCCAAUUUUAUUAAGACUUCGACAGUUAAACAUAGGGUCCGGGGACGAAAUCUCAAAUGGGCAAUCGGAUGAUUCAAGGGCAAAAGGAAAAGGGGUUGACAGAUUUGGCACGAGUCACAAAGGCGAGGACAUUUUAUGA